Molecule: messenger RNA, 969 nt
Organism: Suillus plorans
Lineage: Eukaryota; Fungi; Basidiomycota; Agaricomycetes; Boletales; Suillaceae
Exons: 7
Coding region: 1-969 (322 amino acids)
Source: RefSeq, a predicted model, not a curated record
AUGGAUGUAUACAAGAUUAAUAUCAAGAAGAGCCAGAUAGACGGAUUUACUCAGUCUGCUCUCAUGCAUCUCAGAGAGGGAUUUGAUACAGAUGACGAUCCUGACAACUUGAACAUAGACAUUCUUGAUGAUCUUGAUGAUGACCUGGAUGAUUUCACCGAGACAUCUGAUGAUAUAUGGACAAACUCCCCUGAGCUCACUGUGAUCCCAUUGCCAUCAAACCUUGGGGUGAUGUCAGUGCAGCAGGUGGUGUCCCUCCAUGCCAGUAUAUAUACCAAGACCUGGAAGCAAAUGAUGAAACUUGAGCCCAGGAAAGACCAGCUUGAGAAAUACAAACACCUGCUGCGUGAUCAGCUAAAAAUCAGCACUGCUGUCAGAGAUCCAAAUGCCCGAGGUCAGCGAAACAAGUCCCUCGCUUGGUUCUGGUCUGUCGAAGUAGAGUUGGGGGGUCCUAAUCAAUUAUGGAAUGAGGAAUGUCAUGCAUCUUACUCCGGAAGGCAAUCCAGAAUGUAUUCAUUACUGGCACAGGAUGCCCAGGCAGCAUUUCAAGACCUGCAGACCAUGCUGAUAGAUGCUUUAGAUGAAAGUCUCGGGAAUUGGCCAGUUGGAGGCUUUAAACAACAAUGUUCCUUCUUCGGCUCAGAUCAUGCACUUCAAAGCCAGGUUGCAAUGGGAGAUAACUACUUUUGUGACACCGAUCCUGCAUUACUCAGCUGCAAGGAACAUCAUUUUGGUGAUUCCCAGGCCAGUCGCUCAUAUUCUUCAGUUGGUUCCCGGGCACACGUGGAAUAUGGUUCUGGACCACAUCUUUUCAUCCCACCUAUGGUGAUGGGACUGAGGUGGAUUAGAGAACACCUCCUGACAUUGCUUGAGGAGCCACAGGCAGGCAUCUGUGAUAAGAUGACAGAGAUGCAGAUGUAUGCCACCAUCCUAGACAGAUUGAAGAUAGGCAAGGGAGAGCAGCCCUAG